Molecule: messenger RNA, 3235 nt
Organism: Osmerus eperlanus (European smelt)
Lineage: Eukaryota; Metazoa; Chordata; Actinopteri; Osmeriformes; Osmeridae
Gene: mapkap1
Product: MAPK associated protein 1
Exons: 11
Coding region: 1006-2025 (339 amino acids)
Biological process (GO): TORC2 signaling
Cellular component (GO): cytoplasm; plasma membrane; TORC2 complex
Molecular function (GO): phosphatidylinositol-4,5-bisphosphate binding
Source: RefSeq, a predicted model, not a curated record
AGCAGAUUUUAGAUUGAUUAAAAUUAACUGUCAAUCACUCCUUCUCACUGCCCUCCGUUGUCAUGUGACAGGGAGCUAACUCGCGCUCCAAAUAUGAACAUUUUCGGUGGAUGCUUCUUCAUUUUUGCUGGUGCUUUUUUAAGUUGGGAGCACCAGUGCUGCCAAGUAAAAUUAAAAUAUAUAUAUUUCGAGCCCUGAAGUGUAGAAGAGCAAGCCCAAAAGCCCCCAAAAAAACACAUGGUAAAAGUUUAAUCGUCUAAUCCUUGUCAGUAGCUGUACAUUGUAGUUAAUCCUCAUAUCAAUUUUGUGGGUUUGGGCUGCUUUGUGUGUCAUGUCAGAAUGUUCUUGUGUGCAAUUAAAUCAUUGAUUGCAAAGGGAAAAGAUGGAUUAGACAGAGUGGGGUUGAUAAAAAAAAAAAAUGUUGGGUGUGCCCUCUAGUCUACACUGUUGUAUAUGUCCUGAACCAAAAACGUGUGUGUGAAUUUGCUUGGUGACUAGAGUUAUAAUCGGAGGGAGCCCAAAGGUAUCUAGAGUGUGGCUAGAACAUAUCCUUUUGGCUCUCCCGACUUUGAGUUUGGGAUGCUGGUCGUGGUUAAGGGUCUAAAUGAUACAGGGUGAAAGCAUCGAGGUUCAUGAGUCUGUCCUCUGAGGACAUCAUCUAAAGGGGCUCUUUCACCAGGACGUCAACAAGAAAGACGAGAAAAACCUGGGGUGGCCGCUCAAAGACUUGAAAGGCUAAGGAAGGAGCGACAGAACCAGAUUAAAUGCAAAAAUAUUCAGUGGAAGGAAAGGUCGUCCUCAAAAUCAGCGGAGGACUUGGGGUCGUUGUUUGAGAAGCGGGACUUCAAGGAUAGGCCCAAGAGCACAGGUACCAAGUCUACCCUGUCCCUGCGACUGGAGCAGUGCCCUCAGCAACUCAAUAACCCCUUCAACGAGUACUCCAAAUUCGACGGGAAGGGCCACAUAGGUACAACCGCAACCAAAAAGAUUGACGUCUACCUCUCGAUGCAGUCGGCCCAGGAGAAACUGCAUCCCAUGAUGGUGGUGACCAUCGCCAAUGCCCGUGUCCACGACCUUAUCGGCCUCAUCUGCUGGCAGUACACCAGUGAGGGACGGGAGCCCAAACUCAACGAGAACGUGAACUUGUACUGCCUCCACAUCGCCGAGGACGACGGCGAGGUGGACACAGACUUCCCCCCUCUGGACUCCAACGAGCCCAUCCACAAGUUUGGCUUCAGCACCCUGGCCUUGGUGGAGAAGUACUCCUCUCCCGGCCUGGCUGCCAAGCAAUCUCUCUUUGUACGAAUAAAUGCUGCUCAUGGCUUUUCCCUCAUCCCAGUGGACAGCCUGAAGGUGACCAUGAAGGAGAUCCUGCAGAAAGCGCUCAAGAAGAGGAAAGGCUCACAGAAAGGUUCAGGUCCCAUGUACAGACUUGAGAGGCAGGCGGAACCCAACGUGGCAGUAGAUCUGGACUGCACCCUAGAGAGCCAGAGCACCCUGGAGUUCUGCUUGGUCAGAGAAAACAGCUCCAGAGGAGAGGAGAGCUCAGAGGAGGAUCCUCCCAUCGACAUCACCACGGUGCAGGACAUGUUGAGCAGCCACCACUACAAGUCCUUCAAGAUCAGUAUGAUCCACAAGCUGCGCUUCACCACCGACGUGCAGCUAGGUGUCUCGGGGGAGAAGGUUGAGAUUGACCCGGUCACCAACCAGAAGACGAGCACCAAGUUCUGGAUCCGACAGAAGCCCAUCUCCAUCGACUCGGACCACCUCUGUGCCUGUGAUCUCGUGGAGGAGAGAAGCCCCAGUCAUGCAAUAUUCAAGCUGACUUAUCUCAGUAGCCACGACUACAGGCCACUGUACUUUGAGUCCGAUGCUGCUACCGUCAAUGAAAUCGUGCUCAAGGUCAACUACAUCCUGGAGUCGCGGGCCAGCACGUCACGAGCGGACUACUUUGCCCAGAAGCAACGGAAGCUGAGCCGGCGCACUAGCUUCAGCUUUCAGAAAGAGAAGAAGUCUGGCCAGUAGAGAGAGAGAGAGAGACGUACAAAUCAUUUCGAUGUCCGUCUUAUCUGUCUGAGCCAGGGACAGAGCGAUGGACACAUGAACAGGGCCUGACGAACUGGCACAGAAGAAAAAACGGGUCCGAAGGGAGAGCGAGGCGAGAGAGUGAGAGAGAGAGAUGGAGACUUAAAGGAGGAAGAUGGAGUGUGAGGGAAGGGCGCAAAGAACAUGUUGUGGAAGAGCGAGGUCGUAAACAAGAGAAACAUACAAAGGGCUUCCUGUACUCCUUCCUCAUAUAACGGUCUCCAUUUGGCAGCCAUAUCAGAAAAGGCUCAUCAUAAAAAGGCUCUUCACAGGUGUUUAUCUCUUUAAAGAAUGUCCAAAUCAAAUGUUACAAAGACACAAAGCAGGACUUAUUUCGAACUAUUUUGAAUGAGACGAAGCUUUAACCCUCAAACACAUACUGUAUAUUGGAGGUGGGGAUUAAGAUGGAAAAUGUAGUGUCAAUGUCAGAAUUAUUAUACGAAACCAUGUUUAUCCACUGCCGAUGAAUCAAAUCGACACAUCGCUCUCAGAUGCAUAGAGUUGGCUGGUGACCAACAUCUUUAGCCACUAGGAAGAUGAGACAAAGCAUUUUGAAUUCCCUGCUUCUGCCCUGAUAUAUGUACCCAAAUGUUAACUUUAUCAGACUAUUGGUCCACAUUUACAUGUUAAGGGACAUCCUUGCAUUUUUAUUUGUAUAUAGCAAAUUGAUUCAGGGUUUAAAUCAUUAUGACAACUGCUUUGGCCAUAUUACUUCAGUGCCUGAAACCAUUCUAUAAAGGAGUGGGGGAAGUCAUACUAUUGUCAGUUCUGCUAAGGUAUCAUGAUGAUUUUUAAUAAAAUGGCUAGAAAAAGGUAUUACAAUACCUUAUAAAUGAAAGGAAUCCCUCCAACAUUACUCUUCAACAGCAAGGGUAGAGAACACAGAUGAAUUCAGAGGGGUACGACCAUUAAAGAUUUUUAUGAUUUGAAACCGAGACAAAAACAAAUGAAAUUAUUACCUGUACUUUUUACUGUGACCUAUAAAUGUUUAUGCAUUUUAUCUAUGGACUGUAAGCUAAUGAAUUAAGCACUGUCUGUUAAACAGAUCCUAAUGUUUGUUCAGACUGUCUCGGCAGUUAGGGAAUGUAUGACAUUUUUACAACAUUUUGUGGAUGUUGUUAAUACAAUGACAUUAUAUGAAUUCAGCUCA